Molecule: messenger RNA, 477 nt
Organism: Condylostylus longicornis
Lineage: Eukaryota; Metazoa; Arthropoda; Insecta; Diptera; Dolichopodidae
Product: DPH4 homolog
Exons: 2
Coding region: 1-477 (158 amino acids)
Source: RefSeq, a predicted model, not a curated record
AUGUCCGGUGAGAAGACACAUUGGGAAACUCUAGGAAUUUUGGAAGGAAGCGACUAUGAAACCAUUCGGAGAGCGUUUCGUCGAAAGGCACUCGAAUAUCAUCCAGACAAAAAACACCUCGAGACCGAAAAAACAGGUGAAUUUCAGAAAGUUCUCAACGCGUUCGAGUCCCUUAAAAAAGGGUUUGAGGGUGGUGAUAUGAAUGCAAAUCUGUUGCAUGAAUGUCGUCAAUCGUGUGAAGGCAAUAUCACUAGAAUCAACUUGAGUUCAACUCAACAACUUGAUGCUUCUCUCUAUUGCUAUACAUGUCGAUGUGGAAAUGACAUUCCGAUAGAAGUGGAUGAAUUGAGUAUAGCGUUUGAACUCCACGCUCUCACUUUCUACAUUGACAUUGUUGGAAUCUUCAUUCGCAUUCUGCGCAUCUUAAUAGAAAAGGAAGAAAGAAAGGCACGCGACGAUGAGCGUCGGCGCAAGUAG